Gryllus bimaculatus (two-spotted cricket) is the source of this 269-nucleotide messenger RNA. The record is from the annotation of a GenBank genome assembly. NCBI's taxonomy places the organism in Eukaryota, Metazoa, Arthropoda, Insecta, Orthoptera, Gryllidae.
GUCUGGAUGCUGUACGUAGCUCGAUUACUCAUUGGUACGGCUGGCGGCAUUAAUAUAGUAGUGAUCUCCAUGUACCUCGAAGAAAUAUCCGAAGUAAAAGUGAGGGGCACCAUAGGAUCUUAUUUUGAACUAUCUGCAAGCUUUGGUAUGCUUCUUUCGUACAUACUGGGCGCCAUUUUGCCCUAUUUCUGGUACACGGUCGUGGGCGUGGUGCCGGCGGUGAGUAUGCUUCUCGUCUUCAGCUGGGUGCCAGAGUCUCCCGUCUUCCU